Neurospora hispaniola is the source of this 1089-nucleotide messenger RNA. RefSeq lists its product as uncharacterized. Bases 1 to 1089 code for a protein of 362 amino acids. NCBI's taxonomy places the organism in Eukaryota, Fungi, Ascomycota, Sordariomycetes, Sordariales, Sordariaceae. Gene Ontology annotation, cellular component: nucleus. The transcript is spliced from 2 exons. The record is from RefSeq and is a predicted model, not a curated record.
AUGACUCGAGAACAUUCUCCUGCGGAUGACUCGCCGCUGUCAUCAAUGGCGUCGUCCGACGAGGAAGAGAUUUUCGCGGACGAGGUGCCAGAAGCCGUCGACGAACCAGAGGAGCCACCAACAAAGCGUAUCAAAGUUACCACCGGGUCGACAGCCUCAUCGGCUGUUAUCCAAGAGCCCGAGGCAGACCCAGAUUUUCCAGACGGCAUGUCUGAUGUCUCCUCCGAUACCGAUGGCGACAUCCCGAGUUCCCCAAUUAAUGCGCGACAAGACGAAGAUGACUUCCAGGAGCAAGUCACUGUCUGUGCUUGGGAAGGUUGCAAAGUUGGGGAUUUGGGAAAUAUGGAUAGGCUCGUUGAACACAUUCACAACUCGCACAUCGAAGGUCGACAGAAAAAGUACACGUGUGAAUGGAUCGGGUGUAGUAGGAAGAGCUUACCGCAUGCCAGCGGCUAUGCGCUCAAGGCGCACAUGCGAUCUCACACGAGGGAAAAGCCAUUUUACUGUUAUUUGCCAGAAUGCGACCGCGCUUUUACACGUUCCGAUGCCCUAGCCAAACAUAUGCGGACAGUCCACGAGACCGAAGCUCUACGACCUUCUGACCCGGUGCCCAAGAGUAUGCAAGCAGGGGGCGGUCCGGCUGGAAAGUCAGCCAAGGUAAAGAUCAUCAUUCGAAGGCCGGAUUCUCAUGCGGCCGGACAAGACGACUCAGUUGACGAUGCUAGCGGCGGAGACGACGGGGCUGAUUUCACACCCUUGACUGAAGACCACGGUUUCACUACCAAGGAACUCGACAUGCCGCUCGACAGGUUGAUGAAGCUGUGUCGACUACAAGUCAAGUUGGUAGAAGCGGAAGGCGAGAAGCUGCGCAAGGACUGCAAACUCUGGGAAGAGCUGUACAAGCAGGAGUGGCUUGAAAAGGAAAUCCUCCUCGAUCAGGUCGUACGCAGCGAACAGGCCUGGCACGCACGCCGUCAAGCCGUGUUAAAAGGUAUGGCGGACGUUCAGCUGCCGGAAAAAGCUGUGGCAAAUGGGGCAGCUGGUGAGGACGAUACAGCCGAGGCCGCCAGACUCACUGUGGAGGAAUAG